This is a messenger RNA of Trypanosoma cruzi, 1428 nucleotides long. RefSeq names its product phopshatase, putative. The transcript has a single exon. Gene Ontology annotation, cellular component: cytoplasm. Lineage: Eukaryota; Euglenozoa; Kinetoplastea; Trypanosomatida; Trypanosomatidae. Gene Ontology annotation, biological process: protein dephosphorylation; negative regulation of MAPK cascade. The record is from RefSeq and is a predicted model, not a curated record. Gene Ontology annotation, molecular function: protein binding; MAP kinase tyrosine/serine/threonine phosphatase activity; protein tyrosine/threonine phosphatase activity. The coding region runs from base 1 to 1428 and encodes 475 amino acids.
AUGGGGGAAGGACGGACUGCCGUGGUGGCGGAUGUUUCUUUACCGUUUUUACUGCAUACUCCAUUUUUUUUUUCUUUUUUUUUUCCUGUUUGUAGGCCCUUUAGUACUGCAUCCGCCUCCAUUGGACAGACGGCGUCACGUGGCGGAAGGCCGGGAAAACGGGGGAGGGAAAUGGACAAAUUUGACUUUUUGCUUUCCAUGCGUUCCCCGGAGUUUCUGCGUGUGGAUUGCGAUUCUGAUGUGAGUUCUUUUCGCAGCUCGUCAUCGUCAUCGCCCCGUGCCCCGCCUCUAAAGACGAGGAAAAUUCUUCCACCCGCCUAUGACGAGGUGGAGUGUGAUCUUGCCGAGGAACUUCAAAGUUGUGUACAUAGCGGCGAGUGUAAUCUCUCGCAGCUGCAGCUGCUUCAAGUUCCCACGAACUUGCCUCUUGACUUGCUGGUGACCCUCGUCCUUUCCGAUAACAAACUCACAGAGCUGCCCGGGGAAAUGUUUUUGGGAGAAAAAUGCCGCCACCUCGUCAGGUUUGACGCAAACUCCAACCAACUGAAGACGGUUCCCAAGUCACUUUUUGAGUUGCCCAACCUUGAGGUCCUGCUGUUGGACCACAAUGAUAUUGCCACGCUGCCUUUUGACGCGGUGGGCCAAGAGGGGCGAACAUUCCUGCCCGCUCUGAAUUAUGUGGGCUUAGAGUUCAACGAAUUGCAAAAAUUUCCGACGGAGUUUUUUACACACUGCCCAUUGCUGAAUAAAGUCCUACUUGGGCAGAAUGAGGGGAUGUUAGAAGAGCCCGUGCCCAGCGAUCGCCUAUUCCAAUCGGCCAUUGCGCAGCGCCACAAAAAAAACAAAAAGGGUGGUGGUGAUAGCCGUGUCAUUCUGAAAGUGGACAACAGGCCCCGCUUUGUGAGACAGAUGGAGGAAGAGGAUUGGCGCACCGCAUUGCCAUGGCUAGAAGUGGUACUGCACAAGAUUUAUCCCGACAAGGUGCUGGGAUUUAUGUAUCUUGGCUCUCUCCGGACCGCACAGACAAGAACAGUCUACCGUGACCUCAAUAUUGACUACAUCCUCACCAUUGCACGGGACCUGGAUGUCAGAGUGGAUCCAGGCAUGAAACAUCUUGUGCUGCCAGUAGAAGACAUUCCCGGUGAGAAUAUCCUCCUACUCUUUGAGAAGGCCUUUGUGUUUAUUGAUAAGGCUCGGAAGGAAAACAAGGGUAUUCUCCUCCACUGUUUUGCGGGUCUUUCUCGCUCCGUAACUGUGGCUGCUGCGUAUAUCAUGAGACGGUACAACGUGACGCGAGAUGAGGCCCUAGAUAUUAUCCGAGAGGCACGACCUGCUGCUCAACCAAACCCAGGAUUCAUGAAUAUGUUGCUGGAAUACGAGAAGUCGCUCAGAGGGGGGAAAAGAGAUGCAUUAGUCGGUGAGGUUUGA